CAGAGGUCGGAGAGAAGCGGAAGUUGUUGGCUGUUUGUGCCACUGCAGCAAGUGCAGGCAGCUCCUAGCAGGCUGACGCUCUUCCCGAUGUGUUUUUACGGUUUGUCACUGAAAAGGAAAAAUAUGACAAGGUCUGGAAUAUACGAAAGAUGAAGCCGAUAAGUCCAGGGAAUUUAUUUUUACCCUCGUCGCCUCUGAAGAAGAGGAUAAGCUAACGUAAAGAAACCCGGAAGUGUUGUUGAAGCCCCCAGCAGCCAUAACCACAAUGAGUGCCAAAUAUGGCCUGGUGGGCUACAAUAGUUCACGGAAGCACAUUUCAAUCUCCAUCCCAUCAUCCACGGAGGUGAUGUCACCGCACAUAAAGUCUGUGGAGGAGCUUAGAGUUCUAGGAAUCAACCUGAGCAGCUUCAGUGCCCCCACACAGUUUUUCAUUUGUGUGGCUGGAGUCUUCCUCUUUUACCUCGUCUACGGAUACCUGCAGGAGCUGAUAUUUUCUGUGGAAGGAUUCAAGCCUUUUGGGUGGUAUCUCACUCUGGUUCAGUUUGGCUUCUACUCCAUGUUUGGACUAGUGGAGCUUCAGCUCACACAGGACAAACGGAGAAGGAUACCUGGGAAGACCUAUAUGAUCAUAGCAUUUCUUACAGUGGGAACUAUGGGACUAUCCAAUACCUCUCUGGGCUACUUGAACUACCCUACGCAGGUCAUCUUCAAGUGCUGUAAACUCAUCCCUGUCAUGAUUGGAGGAGUGUUUAUACAAGGUAAACGCUAUAAUCUGGCCGAUGUGUCCGCUGCUCUCUGCAUGAGUCUGGGACUCAUCUGGUUUACGCUAGCUGACAGUAAAGUGGCCCCCAACUUCAAUGUCACAGGUGUUCUCCUCAUCUCCCUGGCACUGUGUGCAGACGCCGCCAUUGGAAAUGUGCAGGAGAAAGCCAUGAAACUCCACAAUGGCUCGAACUCUGAAAUGGUGCUGUAUUCAUACUCCAUCGGUUUUGUCUACAUAUUGACAGGCCUACUCUGUGUGGGUGGGCUGGGGACAGCAGUGGCAUUCUGCUCAGAGCAUCCUGUGAAGACAUACGGUUACGCAUUUUUCUUCUCUCUAACGGGUUAUUUUGGCAUCUCUUUCGUGCUGGCCUUGAUCAAGCUGUUUGGUGCCCUGGUUGCAGUGACAGUGACCACCGGGAGAAAGGCCAUGACUAUCAUACUUUCCUUCAUGUUCUUCACAAAACCUUUCUCUUUUCAGUACAUCUGGGGUGGCCUUUUGGUGCUCUUCGGCAUCUUUUUGAAUGUUUACAGCAAAAACAGAGAUAAAAUGAAGCUUCCCUCCAUCAAGGACCUCAGGAGCUGGCUGCUGACAGGAAAGAAAGUCCGAUUUCUCUCCCAAAACGUAUAAAAGGCACCCACAGGGAUAGUGAAGCCCUGCACAGGCAAGACUAUACGUCUUUUCAGAUGUAGAGUUGGCCCCACCCUGUCUCAGGGGAUAUGCUGAAGCGUGUGCCUGAGCUACGGGCCUCAUCACCACCAACAUUGAGCCAGGGAUGGGUACACAGGGUUUGAUGACCAAUCAGCCUCACAAACAGUGGACAUGAUUAAACUACGAUGGGGGAUGAAGUCUCUGUAUCCUCUCUCUAUCUACUGAUACACCAGUGGGGUACAACUGAUCUGCAGCAAACUGAAGGAAGUGUAACUAUUUUUAAAAGGGGCUCAAUGGCUAGUGUGCUCUUGUCAAGCGAUGCUUCAGAGCCCUACAGAAGCAUUCCCAACAUGGCGGACAAAACUUUAAGACCCUAAAAAAAGGGAAGCCAGCGCCUUAGCUAACCAAAUAGCACAGUUUUGCACUGGAAAUGACUCAUGGCUUAAACUCCUUGAGUGGUUGGGGAAAAAAAUUACAUUUUGGAAGGAAAGAGUCAGGAAUGGAGAGAGGACACUGUAAUGUGUCAUGUCUAAAAUGAAUGUUUCAUCCCAAUCUUAAAAAGAAAAUACAUAUUGAGAAAAAGGCAUAUUUGUCUUCGCACGUGUCAGAAAGACAGAACAAAAAUUUGAUUUACAUAAUAGUGUCUUGAUAAAAGUGACUUUUUCCAUAGUUUAUUAGUAAUUUAUAGCUGACUGUGCCCUAAAUCAUGAAAAAAUGUGUGAUCUGUGUCAUUGUAUGGUGACAUUUUGGGGAAUAUGGAGACAUAACUAUAUCAACAAUGUCAACUACCAUUAUUUGCAAACCAUGUGUUUGGGUGAGAGUACUGCUCUUUUUACAAUAAAGCAAACUGAGACAUUU
Toxotes jaculatrix (banded archerfish) is the source of this 2269-nucleotide messenger RNA. RefSeq names its product solute carrier family 35 member B3 (gene slc35b3). The transcript is spliced from 10 exons. Gene Ontology annotation, cellular component: endoplasmic reticulum membrane; Golgi membrane. NCBI's taxonomy places the organism in Eukaryota, Metazoa, Chordata, Actinopteri, Toxotidae. The coding region runs from base 266 to 1390 and encodes 374 amino acids. Gene Ontology annotation, molecular function: 3'-phosphoadenosine 5'-phosphosulfate transmembrane transporter activity. Gene Ontology annotation, biological process: transmembrane transport. The record is from RefSeq and is a predicted model, not a curated record.